UCAAAAAAUAGAGGUGAGCAGCAGUGCAGGGGGCCGCCUGCGCGGUGUUGUCUGGGAUAUGUGGGAGCUGGGUGGGCGUGCGUAUUUACAGAGCGAGGUGGGCCAGGUGUGUCAUUCGGUGAGCAGAGAGGAGCCCCGGUGCUGCCUCCAAGAGCGAGCGGGCGGGCGAGCGGGCGAGAGAGAGAGGGGGGUGUGAGUGAGACUCGGGCUUUCGGCACAGAGGCUCAGCCCACAGGAGGAGCCGUCCCAGUGCUCUCCUCCCGCCUCAGGACAGCCGGCGGAGCUGCUAUGCAGCCGCAGACAGCAGCGGCGGCAAGCCCAGGAGCACGCGCACGACGCACCUCUGCAAGCCGGACGGGUGCCGCCACACGCUCCCCGGCAGGAACCUUUUGAGCCAGCUCGGGGCAGUGCCUCGGCAGCCCACACUGGCAGGGAGCUCUUUGGCAGACUGUCCCGCUCCCGGCUGAACGAACGGCCUCUCCGCCAACAUGAGCAGAUGGCUUAAAUGCACCUCUAUGUACUUUAACACGGACUGGAACAAGUAUGAUGACCGGUUGAUGAAAGCAGUGGAACGGAGUGAGGUUGACAAGGUGGCCGCCGUGCUCAGCAAGAAGGGCAUCAUCCCCACCAAGCUGGAUGUUGAGGGCCGCUCAGCGUUCCACUUGUCGGCCACCAGAGGGCACCUGGACUGUCUCAACCUCAUCCUAGGCCACGGCGUCGACGUCACAGCCACGGAUGCUGCUGGUAAAAAUGCCCUUCAUUUGGCUGCCCGCAAUGGACACUCGCUCUGCGUGCAGAAGCUGCUCCAGCACAACUGUCCUGUGGGGAACUUGGACCUGCAGGGGAGAACAGCUCUGCACGAUGCGGUGAUGGCCGGCUGCUGCUCCAGCGUCAAGCUCCUAUGUGACAGUGGCGCAGCUGUAAACUCCUGCGACUUGGAUGGUCGUACCCCCUUGGUGCUGGCCACCCAAAUGUGCCGUCCCCAAAUCUGCCAGCUUCUCCUGGAGCGCGGUGCAGACAUCGGCAUCCGGGACAAGCAGAACAAGACCGCCCUGAUCCUGGGCUGUGAGCAUUCCUGUAAGGUGGCUGUGGAUGUCCUGCUGCGUGCGGGGGCUGACGUGGCGGCCGUGGACUGUUUUGGCCACGACAGCCUCUACUAUGCUCGCAUCUGCAAGAACCCAGAGCUGGUGGCGCUGAUCAGAAAUGCUACGGAGAGCGCUGCUAAAGCUAAAGCUGCAAAGAUGGAGAAACUUCGACGGCUGUCAAUGGAGAUGACUGCAGAAGCAGAAGGCAGCAUCAGGGAUCAGAUUAUACGUGACCUGGAGAGGAAGUUCCUCCAGGAACAGAAGGCUCUGCUGGACAAAGUGAACCUGCUGCAGCAGCAGCAAAGCCAGGAGAAGACAGCCAUGGAAGACUUGAAAAAAGAGAGGGACGAGCUGAAGCUGACUUUGUUAGGUCGUGAGAAGGACGAGGGCUCCAGGAGUGGGGACACCGUUAAGGUCCAGCUGAAGAGCCGCUUGGGAGACUACUCUGGCCAAUCUGUGAUAAAAGGGAAAGACAUGCUUGUGAAGCAAUCUCACAGUCUGGAUUCUGGACAGAUCCUACAAUCCCCUGCGCCGCUGCACUCCUUGUCGCGGCCACUGGACUUCUUGCAGUCGGGGGCAGUCCCAGGAGGAGAGGUGGAGUCUUUGAGGGAGGACCUGGUGGCGGCCAGAAAGAAGCAGGAGUCUGUAGAACAGGAAGUCUCUCGUCUACGGGCGGCGCUUGACUGCAAGAGCAGGGAGUUUGAGGAGCUGGCGCGAGACCGCGAUGUGGAGAAGCGAAACUCGGAGCGGCAGGUGCAGGAGCUGGAGCAGGCCCUGAGCGACGUGCAGAAGCGCAUGCUGGAUUCUGAGGCUAAGGUGAAGCAGCUGCAGACGCACGUGGUGGCUAUGAAGGAGCACCUGAACAGCCAGGUGGUAGAGGACCUAAGGGUCCAACUUAAGGAUGUCAAAGGCAAGUAUGAAGGGGCAUCCACGGAGGUCGGCCGGCUUCGCAACCAUCUCAAGCAGAGCGAGAAGGCCUUGGAGGAGUACAAGAAGAGCGAGGGCCUGCUGGCCGACGAGACUGAGAAACUCACAAAGGAGUUGGAGAAAUCCAAGGUGGAGCGAGAAGAGAUGACCUUGACAUUGAUGGACAUGGAGUCCCUGAUGAAGGAGAUGGAAGUCAGGCAGGCAUCCAUGGUUUUGGGAGAGAAGUUUGACAACAUGAAGAAUCUUCUCACUAUUGCGGUGGAUGAGAAGGGGAAGCAGUUGGUGGAGCUGAGGGAGGAUUACGACCGCGUGCUGGAGGAAGUGGCAGAGCUGCACCGGGAGCUGGAUGGUCAGAAGACCAAUGCUGAGAGGACCAUCCUUCUGCAGGAGCACGAGAAGGUGAGGGCCACGCUGGAGGAUCAGAACGUGGCUUUGAAGAAGAAGCUGGCAGAUGUGACCUCCAAGAGUCAGGCACUUAUCCGGGAGGUAGAGGAAGGGGAGAAGGAGAAGGGAAUCCUCAGGGGGCGUGUUCAGGAUCUGACCAAGAAGAUGCAGGUGCAGUUCGUGUCCCUCAAGUCCCAUGAGGAUAUGAAGAGAUCUUUGAACCACACCAUAGAAGACUUGAACAGGCAGCUGGCGGAAGGGGAGCAGAAGAGAAGCCGUGAUGAAGCGGAGCUUCAGAAACUGGAAUUUGAGAGGUCAACACUGUGUGAGAACGUCAACAAUCUACAGAGCCAAUAUGUCCCCCGGGAGAAGUUCAAUCAGGAAGUUGGCAGCCUGAUGUCUCGAAAGGAAGACAUAGAGAUGGAGCUGGCAGAGGUUCGAACAAAGUGUCAGGAUAAGGAGAAAGAGCUGGAGAAGGUGGUGGCUGACUACGCGUUCCUGAAGCAGAGAUUGGAGGGGGAGUAUGUGCCAAGGGCUGAGCACGAGAGGGUGAAAGCUGAACUGAGCACUGCUUUGGGUGAAAUGAAGGCAAGAAGCUGUGAUUUGGAGAAACGGGUCAAGGAAGGAGAGGAAGAGCUGCGACAGGUGAAGGAGAGAAGUGAAAUGUUGAGCAAAAAGCUGCAGGGUGCCCAGACUACACUAGAAAAGGAUUAUGUCAGUUUUAAAGAUUAUGAGGGAAUGAGGAGCAGGUUGGCUGGUGAGGUCUCUGAGGCAGAGCACAGGGCAAAGGAGGCACAGGUGAAAUACCAGUCUGCACAGGAGGAGAUCGAAAGGCUUCAUAAAGAGAUGGAGGAGCAAAAGAGAGAGCUGGAUAUGAUUCAGGAGGCCAUUCAGUCAAAGUUUGUCUCGAAGACUGUCAUUGAGGAAAAAGAGAAGUCCUUCAGGUCCACCUUGAAGGACUUAACUGAACAGCUGGAAGAGAUGCGGGAGAGAUACAGCCAUGUGGAGAAGGAGGGAGAAUGUCACAAGCAGGAGAAGGAGAAGCUGCAAGUAGAGAUGAAGUCUGUGCAGGGGAGGCUUGAGAUGGGAUUUGUUCCCACUGAAAAGUACCAGGAGGUGGAGGGCAGGAUGAAGGAGCUGAGCCAAGCGCUGCAGGAUAUGCAGCAGCAGCACCAGGAUGUAACGAUGCAGAAGAACAAGCUGGAGGAGCAGACUGCUCAGAGAGAUGCUGCGAUCCAAGCCCUGCAGCGCAAGAUGGACACUGAGUACGUGCCUUCGGAGAAGUUUGAGGCCAUGCAGCAGUCGUUGUGUGGCACCCUGCAGCAGGCGCAGCAAGAAUGCGAGCGUGUGUCCGAGGCCUAUCGGCACGAAACGGGCAGGGCGGACGCCCUGGAAGAGGAAAUGAAAGCCCACAGCCACGACACCGCCCUACUUACAGAGCUCCGUACCUGUAAGGAGGCCCUGCAGCAAGAGGUGGCCAACCUCAAGCUGACCCUGCGUGAGGAGCAGGAGAGCGCUGCACAGAAAGCUAAUGAUGUGUCCUCCCUCCAGGGUGAGUUGCUCAGGGCCACACAGGGCCUAGAGGAGCUCCAGAGCCAGGGCACCAACGAGAUGGCUGUAGUCCAUGCCGAGAAGCGUAGGUUUGAGGAGAAGGCUGUGGGCUUGGAGGAGCGGCUGUCGAGUUUGACGAGGCAGUGUGAGGACUUGUACAGAGAAGCUGUUCAGGCUAAGGAGGGGGAGAGCAGGGCGAGGUCUGAGACGGAGGCCUUUCAGGCUAAGAGCAUGUCCAUCGAGAACGAGAUCAAAGAGCUGAAGAAGAGGUACGACGACUCCCUCAGCACUAUAGAAGACCUGCAGAAGAGAAUCCAGAUGUCCUCAGAGCAAACAGAAAUGAAAGAUAAGAAGAUCACAGAGCUGCUGACAGACGUGGAGCGGCUGAAGCAGGCCCUGAACGGGCUCUCCCAGCUGGCCUACGCGGGCAGCACUCCCAACAAGAGGCAGACGCAGCACGUGGACACACUCCAGGCCCAGGUCAAAGGCCUGCAGCAGCAGCUGGCUGAUGCCGAGAGGCAGCACAGGGAAGUGGUAUCGAUAUACAGAACUCAUCUCCUAAGUGCGGCGCAGGGCCACAUGGAUGCGGAUGUCCAGGCGGCGCUGCUCCAGAUCAUCCGCAUGAGGCAGCAGUUCGUCUGCUGAUUGCUCUGCUCAAGAGGCACUUCCCUGAGCGCUGGUGACAAGCCGAAACUCAUUCAUGCCCCUCCCCCUUUUGCGCCCGAAGCGCCUCGCCGGCCACUCGGAAUGGUUCAGGUGAACCGAAAUCUGACGCCUAUGACCGAGGCUCAUAUGCUGCGUGCUGAGAGGCUAAAUGAGCUCGAAUUAGGCUGUUCUCUCCACUAACUUCCAUUUCCUGUUUAUCUAAAGAUUCCUUUUACAUCUAAGCUUUCAUUUCAUAACUAGCAGGCCACUUUAUACGGAUUUAAUAAGAACUUUUGUUUUUUUUUUUUUGUUUUUUUUAAAGUGGCGCUGGACAAAAACUUGUAACGAGCCAGACCGUCAGGAGUUUGACUUUGUGAUUUCAAAGUAUAAAUAAUUUUUGCCUUAAGUGCUUCUGACUGAAAGGAACUGAACUUGUUUUCCUCUGAAUGUCUGUGAUCUGAAGUCUUGGCUGCAGUUUGGGUUCACUGCCCAGUCUGGCUAGGUCUGUAUUCAUACAAUACAGAGGUAAGGUAGGUCAGCCUCAUGGAGUCUCCGGUCACUGCUGUGCUGGUAAUAUAAUCUGAUACCUGUAUUUACCGAACCUCCAGCACCCUCUGGGUGACUGGGCUGUAAUAUUCAUUCCCCCGCUGAAGCUAGUGCCUUCUUUCUGUGAACUUUGCUGAGCCUCUGGGUAUGUUAUACUGUAUCUGGCUCACUGAAAGCUAAGAGUGUGCCUUCCUCGAGGGGUGGGGGUUAGUGUCCUCCCAGCGUUCCCGUGGCAGCACUGUACACUGCACUGCCUCUGGUUGUAGCGAGACUGCCCCCUUGUGGUGUGGCUUGGCUGGCCAAGUUACCUGUGUAAUUUUUACUAGCUUUUAAUUUUCUAGUUUAUAAUGGAUUUGAGAUUCAAUAUGACUUUUGUGCAUUUUAACAGAUAUAUAUAUAUAUAUAUUUUUCGAUAAUUGCUUUGUAAUACUUUUGAUUAAUAAACACGCAUUGAGCAGGACUGGAGUCUGCUGACAUGAUGCUGCAGGCCGUAUUUAUCAAGCUGUGUCACAGGUGCAGGAUUUACACCUCCAUUCUCAGUUUUUUUUCUAAAAAGCCUUUUUCAUUUUGCUUUCAUGGAUGUUGUAAAUCCAGUGCUGAUUUUUGUUUAAAUUUUAAAUGUAUGUUUAAUUAAAAAAACAGGCGAGGAUGUUGCAGUGAAGCAAAUGCUUGAUAAGUCUGCCCCCUAGUGUCACACUGUGGGAAGUGUCUGCAUCCCUAUUAAUAUUGCUGUUUAAAACACUACUAAAAUAAGUGUGGAAGAGGUCUGUGUAAAAUGUGAAAGAUUUUUAAUAUGCUAAUAUAAGGGUGAUUUCAAGAAACUUAAUAUUAAUAAAAUUGUUACUGCAGUUCUACAGCCAUGUUGAACUUAAUAUACAUUUUGCCAUUUUUUUUUCUCCUAACCAGAUCCACUUUAUCAGUAAUUGAAUUAUUCAGUAUAUUUACUAUUGAACCCAAGUUUAAAGUAUCCAAACAUCUUGACAAUAUGCGUUCCUAGCAAGGGCUACUUUUUUUUUUGAUUUUCUUUUUUUGCCAGUUGUUAGUACUGAUUUUAAUAAAAGUGCCUGUUUUACAA
Paramormyrops kingsleyae is the source of this 6213-nucleotide messenger RNA. Its product is annotated as uveal autoantigen with coiled-coil domains and ankyrin repeats protein. Gene Ontology annotation, molecular function: actin binding. NCBI's taxonomy places the organism in Eukaryota, Metazoa, Chordata, Actinopteri, Osteoglossiformes, Mormyridae. The record is from RefSeq and is a predicted model, not a curated record.